CGUGCGUGCGUGCGGCGUCGGAGUGCGUGGAGUGCGUGGAGUGCGCGGACAUCAGGAUGGCUCGAACCAUGGAACCGCUGGCAAGGAAGAUCUUUAAAGGAGUUUUAGUCGCUGAACUUCUGGGUGUUUUUGGAGCUUAUUUUUUGUUUCAAAAGAUGAACUCCAGCCAAGAUUUCAGGCAAACAAUGAGCAAGACAUUUCCCUUCAUUUUGGAAGUUUAUUACAAAUCCACUGAAAAGUCUGGAAUGUAUGGAAUUAGAGAGAAAGAUCAAGAAAAAUGGUUGGAUAGCAAAAAUUAAGGAUUUGGUUGCUGUUCAGAAUUUAUCCUCACAAGAAACCAACAGUAUCCCCCAGGAUCAAAUUUCCACAGCUGACAUGGAUGGAGUUUGUAAUACGUGAAGCAAAAUAUAAAUUAUAAUUCAAGUUUUAUUCUUUGAGCUUGAAAAAGCUGACUGAAGUAUGUUUAUUGUGUUAUCAAUAAACUUUUGUUUAUGCUACUGUAAAAGUU
Molecule: messenger RNA, 508 nt
Organism: Cricetulus griseus (Chinese hamster)
Lineage: Eukaryota; Metazoa; Chordata; Mammalia; Rodentia; Cricetidae
Source: RefSeq, a predicted model, not a curated record